CCCAGAUCUCAAACUCUCUCUCUUUUCAUUACCCUCUUUCAACUCCCCAGACCCCUCUUUUAUAUCCGAAUUUUAAAUCCCUCAUCGUUACCGCGCCGGCGAUGGGAGUUCCAGCGUUUUACAGGUGGUUAGCGGAUCGGUACCCGCAAUCGAUCGCGGAUGUGAUCGAGGAAGAACCGAGAGAAGACGCUAAGGGAAAUCAAAUACCAGUUGACGUCUCUAAGGCUAACCCUAACGGCCUCGAAUUCGAUAAUCUUUAUCUCGAUAUGAACGGGAUUAUUCACCCUUGUUUUCACCCGGAUGGCAAGCCUGCACCUGCCACUUAUGAUGAUGUUUUUAAAUCUAUCUUUGACUAUAUUGACCAUCUUUAUUCAUUGGUUCGUCCUAGAAAGCUUAUGUAUAUGGCAAUUGAUGGCGUUGCACCUAGAGCUAAAAUGAAUCAACAACGUACUCGGCGCUUCAGAGCUGCAAAAGAUGCUGCCGAGGCUGCAGCUGAAGAAGAGAGAUUGAGGGAAGAGUUUGAGGCCGAGAGGAAAGCUUUGUCCCCUAUGGAAAAACCUGAAACAUGUGACUCUAAUGUUAUAACUCCUGGCACUCCAUUUAUGGCUGUUUUGUCUGUAGCACUUCAGUAUUACAUACAAUCUAGGUUGAAUCGUAAUCCUGGCUGGCGGACUACAAAGGUUAUUCUUUCUGAUUCAAACGUUCCUGGAGAGGGAGAACACAAGAUCAUGUCAUACAUCAGGUUACAACGUAACCUUCCUGGGUUCAAUCCAAACACACGACACUGUUUGUAUGGUCUGGAUGCUGAUUUGAUCAUGUUGUCCUUAGCCACCCAUGAGGUUCACUUUUCAAUUUUAAGAGAGGUGAUCACUCUUCCUGGGCAACAAGAAAAAUGUUUUCUAUGUGGUCAAGUUGGUCAUCUGGCAGCCGAGUGUCAUGGCAAGCAAGAUAAUGGAAAUGGAGAAGGGAAUGCUGUGGAUGAUACACCAAUUCACAAGAAGAAAUAUCAGUUUCUUAACAUAUGGGUGUUGCGAGAAUAUCUGCAAUACGAUUUGGAGAUCCCCAACCCUCCCUUUGAGAUAAACUUUGAACGAAUUGUGGAUGAUUUUGUUUUUUUAUGUUUCUUUGUUGGUAAUGACUUCCUUCCACAUAUGCCAACAUUAGAAAUCAGGGAGGGUGCUAUAAAUCUCCUGAUGCAAGUAUAUAGAAAGGAAUUUGCUUCUAUAGGUGGUUAUCUUACUGAUGCGGGUGAGGUUUUGUUAGAUAGAGUGGAAUGUUUUAUUCAAUCUGUUUCUGUUUAUGAAGAUCAAAUCUUUCAGAAGAGGACUCGUAUACAGAAGGCAUACGAGAAUAAUGAGCAAAUGAAGCUUAAAGCAAGAGGAGAAGGCUCUGAGGAGGCACAGGCACCUGUUGUAGAUAAGAUUAAAUUAGGGGAACCAGGAUACAAAGAAAGAUAUUAUGCUGAGAAAUUCAAUGUAUCAAACCAAGGGGAGAUUGAAGAAGUUAAAAGAGAUGUCGUUUUGAAGUAUCUUGAAGGUUUAUGUUGGGUGUGCCGCUAUUACUACCAAGGUGUUUGCUCUUGGCAAUGGUUUUAUCCAUAUCAUUAUGCGCCAUUUGCUUCAGAUCUUAAGGAUCUUACUGACUUGGAAAUAACAUUUUUCAUGGGAGAACCAUUUAAGCCAUUUGACCAGCUCAUGGGAACUCUGCCAGCUGCCAGUUCUAAAGCUUUGCCAGAAGAAUACGGGAAACUGAUGACGGAACCAUCAUCACCUAUUUCUAGUUUCUACCCCUUUGAUUUUGAGAUUGAUAUGCAUGGUAAACGCUUUGCAUGGCAGGGUGUUGUCAAGUUGCCUUUCAUCAAUGAGUGGAAGUUGCUUGCUGCAACAAGAAAGCUUGAAGCUACUUUAACUGUAGAAGAGCAUUUUCGGAACAGUGUGAUGCAUGAUCUGCUAUAUGUUCAUCCUCAUCAUCCUUUGGCUUCACAAGUUAUUUCAUACUACUAUCAGUUCUCCCCUCACAAAAAAAAUGAAUGGCCAAUUAACGCAAAUGCUAGUGGUGGAAUGAACGGAUUUCUUUGGUUAACUGAAAGGAAUGGUUGGAAAAGUGUAGUGUCUUCCCCUGUUAAGGAGUUGCCACACAUAGAAUAUAACCAUGUUAUAAACGUUACUUACCUUAAUCCUUCAUGUCAUAAACACAUUCCAGAACUUCCACAGGGUGUUGUGACACCCAAAAAGAUUCUAACCCCUCUAGACAUUAAACCUUUUCCUGUAUUAUGGCAUGAAGAUAAUGGAGGGCGGCGUCAGCAAGUCAGAGAUCGGUCAUGGGUACCUGGAGCGAUCAUUGGCCCUCAACUAGGAGAGGCAGCUCAUCGUCUUGUCAAGAACACACUUAAUAUCAAAUCAAAUGGCUCAUCGUCUGGGUUGUUCGAGCAACCAUCGUUUAACAUCUCGAGCAACUACACAAGCAUUAAACAAAGACCUGCUGGACCAUCUGGUUAUGAAAGGGGCUUUUUUGAUGACUCAAGUCUUUCUUAUAGUAGUCGACCACUUGCAGCUGGAUCUCCAGGUUAUGGAAGGGGAUAUGGUGAUGGCCCAAAUUAUUAUAGUCAACACAACCAUCUACAUGGCAUAAUGGCUAGCCCACGACAUACCUCAUCAAAUGGUAUGCAAGUCAACAGAGACAACUUCCGGGCGCAGGAAAGAUCACAUUAUCAGGAACAUUAUAAUGAUUUGAGGACUGGAAUGUCUGCUUUCUCAUUUGAGGGAAGUGGCAGAGGUAGAACACAAGUAGAGAUGUCUUCAAGGAUGCCAAAUUCUGGAUAUACCAAUGCUCCUCCUCCCGUUCCCCCUCCUACCAAGUGGAUCAAUAUGCCGGAGAACGUAAACACUGGAACUUACAAUUAAAAUUUGGAUCAAUACAAGAAGCAGAUGAAGAGAUCGAUCAGAUUCAAAACUCGUCUGCGGGGAAUGUUGGUUCCUGAAAACAAGACGGACUUGCCUGUUUUUUGACACGGGCAUGUUAUUGAUAGUCUAAAGGAAACUUUAUAAGUACUUCUAACGUGGAUGGUCGCAUGUUGCCAGUUGCCACUGCUGUCAGGUUAGAAAACUAGCCGCUAGAAACGUUUGAAUGUUCCAAUGUGCAACCAUCUGUCGAUUUCCAACAAUUUCGUAAGUGAACUUCUUGUCGUGUGAGCUUCAGACAACCAUAUGGCUGAAGAAUUCAGAAAGGUAUCCUUAGUCGAUGUAUCAUGCUUUACCCAUUGUGUUUCUCGAAACACAGCCUAGUUAUUCGGGUUGGUUCUUGUCUAUUAGGGUAGGUGAAAUAGAUGGCAAUUGGAUUGAGAGAAGCUUAGACCUUUUGUCUAAAAUGUACAAGUUUUACAACAUAAGCAUUAUAGGGUUGUAGACU
Molecule: messenger RNA, 3408 nt
Organism: Hibiscus syriacus
Lineage: Eukaryota; Viridiplantae; Streptophyta; Magnoliopsida; Malvales; Malvaceae
Product: 5'-3' exoribonuclease 4-like
Exons: 23
Coding region: 102-2903 (933 amino acids)
Biological process (GO): nuclear-transcribed mRNA catabolic process
Cellular component (GO): nucleus
Molecular function (GO): 5'-3' RNA exonuclease activity; zinc ion binding; RNA binding
Source: RefSeq, a predicted model, not a curated record